AUUUAAACGGCGGCGGGAGCGGGGGCUCCUGUGGGCGCCGCCGUCUCCGUCGCCCUCCCCCUCCGAACAUGGUGCGCACCAAGGCGGACGGCGCGACCGGAGCCUACCGAAAAGUGGUGGCCGGCCGAGCUCCCCGCAAAGCCCUCGGCGCCUGUAACGCGGCCAACGCUUCCACCUCUCCUUCAGCGCGGAAAGCUGAAAGCAAAUAUGCCGGUGGGAAUCCAGUAUGCGUAAGGCCAACGCCCACCUGGCAGAAAGGAAUUGGAGAAUUCUUCACCUUAUCAUCCAAGCAUUCGGAAAAAGAGAAUCAGAACCCGAAUGAGGCUGAGCCAGGAAGCAGUGGCCUAGGAAAAGCUACAAGGAAAGCCCGUCCUUUGCCUCCGGAUCCUACAGAGGAGGAUGAUGAUGAUGAUGCGUGUCCCGAUGAAGAUUAGAACAUUCUUUAGUUUGCUGCUGCUGACUAAUAUCUCUGCUUAAAUCGGUAUCUCCGGCUGUAUAUUUGUGUAUAUAUAUAUUCGCGGUUGCUCUGAUUAGUUUUGCUGUACAUAACUCCAAUGAAAAAGGCUAAACUGGACUUUCAACACUUAGGAACUCAAACCAAGUAGUUUUCAAGUGUUUACUUCUAAGAUUAAUAUAUAUCUAGAGCUUGGCAUUCAGUGUAAUACGGUAUUUUAUUUUCUACUCGUGUGAUGAACGCAUCCUGCUUAAAUUAAAGCCAUUUCGCAUGGCGUCCUAAGUACUAAUCUCCAGGAUUUAAGGCUCGCUUGCUUUUACCAUUUUUGUCAUAUUUGUUAAUCGAAAUAAUGUGCCAUAUAGACUUGUGUGCUUAAAAAGCAGUAUUUAAAAAAAAAAUCAAGGUACUUUGCAUAGUCAAGAAGGAUUUUCCAUACUGAACUCCCUGAAUUGAAAGCAUGGCUAUUUUUGUGUUUUCCCUCAGGAAUGGGUUAUUUGUUGACACUGUCACAAGUAUUUCCGUUAAACAUUUGAAGAGGUACUCUAUUAAGGGAUUAGACUAGUGUUCCUAGAUCUACCUCUGCCUCUGGUCACUCUUCUCCAUUUUUUCUCUCCCUCUCCCUUUUAGGGUAGUGAAGUUUACAACAUCAAUUUUUCAGGUAUUUAUGUUAAGGCAACAUUCUCAGGAAAACAGUAAUCCAGGCUAGUAAGGAAAACUGCUAGUAACAACACCACUGUCCUGCUAGAGCAAUCAUUUUUUAUUUUUCUGACAUGUCUGAAAGACAGAAGCCUCAUCAGAGGAGAUCAGAGUUAGAAGCCCUAUUCAGUAUCCAAGAAUAUUUAAUCAUGUUUAAUAAAAUCACCUCAUCCUUUCCUCCCUCAAUAUGAUUGGUCUUGCACAAGACUGACUGGAAUUUUUCACUGAAUUAUUGUCACUUCUGUGAAUAAGCACCAGGAAAUCAUCAUUGAAAAAUUUGAAGACCUCAAAGAAAGCAUAUUCUAAAAACACUUUUGUCCUCGUUAAUGUUGACAGUAAAGUGAAAUUGCUAACCAUGGGAUUUACACUGGAUUUACAAAAAAACAAAAUUUUGUAGUCUGUGUAGAAAUACUGCUAUGUUCAAUUUUAGGUGCCAAAAGAAACCAGAGGUUUACUCCCUAUGAUCAGGUAUCUCCUGGCUAUAGAAUGGUAAGGUUGAUGCCUGUUGAUGUUUGGAAAGAAAUUUUCUCUGUCAAAGAAAAUGCCUGCCAUACAGGACCGUGCAGCAACUAAUGGAUUUCAAGGUGUGCAACGAGCAUGAUUAUGGAAGUGAGUAGAAUAUUGUGUUGUAACUGGUAUUUCCUUAUUCUGUAACCAAGGAUUCUGCUCACUGACUUCACAGGAUUAUUAAUCAUGAUUAAUUUUGCUAAUUCCCGUCUUGCUAUAAACAUGCUUUGCAAUAAAAUGGCCUGAUUUCAUAAUGAA
Molecule: messenger RNA, 1915 nt
Organism: Ornithorhynchus anatinus (platypus)
Lineage: Eukaryota; Metazoa; Chordata; Mammalia; Monotremata; Ornithorhynchidae
Gene: PCLAF
Product: PCNA clamp associated factor
Exons: 4
Coding region: 69-434 (121 amino acids)
Biological process (GO): regulation of cell cycle; translesion synthesis
Cellular component (GO): nucleus
Molecular function (GO): chromatin binding
Source: RefSeq, a predicted model, not a curated record